AUGCCGAGAGGCUGUACAAGACUGGUGAUGCCCCAAGGAGAACUCUACAAAGCUUUGUGCGGCAAUCAUGCGGUGUGGCUUUGUUUUGGUCAGGAUAAGUGCAAAUGUACGCAGGAGACCAAGAACCCAGCGGUGGCGACGAUCGCUCUGACCCUUUUGAUGAUGCUAUCAAAUCGAAUUGAAAACCAGUCUAAAACCAGACAAAUCUAGUAGCAAGUUCCCGCAUGCAGAGCAAGUUUGUAUUUGUAAGCAGUGCCGAAGAAGCUUGUUCUGCAUGUAUUUGUAAGCAUGUUGACAACUCCUGGCUCGCCUGAUAGUUUUCUUGAUUUUAUUUCAUUCCCUCCAAACUAUCAAAGAAGCUUGUACUCGCCUUGUAUUUGUAAGCAUCAACAAGCGCGCCUCCGGUUGGUAGAGCGAUCGGCUACCGAGGCACGUCCGGGGGCGUAGCUACAUCAAUCUCUUGAACACGAAGUGCGAGAAUAGUAACGCGAGGGGGGCUCCAAUUGAAUUUCCCUGCACCAAUAGAACGGGCGGCGUUGUGCCGCUCAAGAUACCUGGCGCGCGAUGCAACCCAGUGCAGACAAUUGAACUGCAGGGACUUUGGGUCGUUUCGAGGGCAGUUACUGGCCCACUUUGGUAGCUUGUAUAGUGCCGGAGAAGUUCAAGUUCGCGCUAAGUUGUUUUGUAAUCUUAGAUGCUGCAGUUCGCGGCCACCCGAGAUCUGUCUGGAAUCAGGGACGUUUUUUUCAAUGUGAUCCCAGCCGUACUUUCCAGGUCAGUCGGAUCAAAAAUGGGACGCGCAUCCUACGGAUUUGCUCCGGUUUCCUGACAAACGGGAAUUCUCGUUUGUGUUUGAUGAAAACAAAGACACUUGGAAGCCAGAAGAAUACGCGCGUACAUUCGAAAGCUACUGUGAUACACUAGCUCCAGACCCGGAGGCAAAGCGCUUUGCGGAGGAGGCUCGCGACAAAAUUUCAAAAGCGCGCAAAGCUGCAGACGCAGAAGUCGGCGCCGAAAAAGAAGAAAAAGAAGAAAAAGAAAAAGAAGAAAAAGAAGAUGAAAAAGAAGAAAAAGAAAAAGAAGAAAAAGAGGAUGGAAAAGAAGCAGAAGAAAAAGAAGAAGAAGAAGGACCCUGGUGCACCGAGACCCCCUGCCCGCUUACCGGCCUAGGCGCAGAAAAAGAAGAAGAAAGAGAAGAAGGCAAAGAGGAAGAAAAAGAAGAACAUCGUGAGAGGAAGGUAAACCCUUCACACGGAAACCACGACUCCAUCACUAACAAACAAAACAAACAAGAAGAAGAAAAAGAAGAAGAAGGACCCGGGCGCCUGACAGCUACCGAAGUGAUGAAAUUCAAAGAGGCAGUCGCACAAGAAAUGGCGCGACUGUUUGAAGUAGCAGGAAACAAGGCGAAGAUUCAGCUACCUCCGCAAGAUACUACGAGUCCAGAAAAGGUGACGUAAGAGUGAAGCCACGGGGUGUGCCUCGUCCUCUCCUAUUGACGUAAACUGCGUUGCCUCGUCCGCUCCUAUUGACGUUGAUUCAAAUUCGUAUUGACGUAAACUGCAUUACCAUUGUCGAUCCUUAACUCGGUUUUGGAGCGUCGACCUGGUGAAAGUGAAACGGACACCAUGACCGUAUUGUCACAAGAAAGAAAACAGACAAGAUACUAAAGGCCCAGCGAUGUAAGCAAGAAGAUGAGUAGAAACUAGAGUUUUAGAUAACACGAAAAACAGUACGUGUACGACAGUAGCUACAAGCAAAAAGCGUAAGACGUGCCCACAGCGACCUGCAGCGUAGAACAAAGAAGUAAGCGACAAGUAAGUGUAAGAUGAGAAACAAAAAAAUUAGUAAAAAACUAAAAGCAGCUCAUUUAGGCUCGGAGCUUUUACUUUACAAAAGCGAAAAACACGACUACGCUUCAACUUUUCAGAACAGCACUACUUUGCAACCUUUCCAUCAAAAUAGCGCCUCCUUCAACUUAAACUUUUUCUUGUGCAAGUUCGUAAACCGGCGAAAGCUUUCUUCAACUUUUCUUUAGCGUUUUGCUUUUUCUCAGGCUCAACAACAGUAACUUUCACAAGCUCGUCCUAGCUUCAGCAACAAAGACGGAUAAAGCACAGCUCCGCCUUUUUUUUACAAGUUUUAGACUUAGCAAGUUUUCACCUUUUCGACUCUUACAACAAAACUUUUUCGCUCUACCAGUUCUGUUUUUCUCAAGAAAGACCCCAACGUGGCUCGGUCUAACUGGUAUUUUCAUUGAAAUAGCUUUAGAACCACGCGAGAAAAGGAACAAACUUCAGACGGAGUCCUCGCAUCCAUUUAAAACAAACAAACAAAACAAGAAGAGAGCAAAUAAGAAUAUAUAAGUGGCAC
Molecule: messenger RNA, 2373 nt
Organism: Amoebophrya sp. A120
Lineage: Eukaryota; Dinophyceae; Syndiniales; Amoebophryaceae
Source: the annotation of a GenBank genome assembly